CAAAUGCUCCCCCUAAAACAUUUUCUCUUUAAAUCUUCUGUCGUACGUUCUCUUCUUUUUUAAUUCCUCACAUGGCAUCUUCUUCUUCUUCUUCUACAAAUUCCCAUGCAAGCUUCUCUUUAGCAUCAUCAACCGACACCCAAUUCAUGGCUUCUUCUUCUUCUCUUGUGCGCAUGGACAAUACGAACCAGAACACUAACCCUAUUACAUGGGGACUCUCUGUUUCUGACCAACUUACUGACAGAAUUUCCGUUGAAAUCCCAAAGUUCAAAUCUCUUGCUCCUUCUUCCCUCCCUUUUUCUCCUCCCGCUGUUUCUCCUUCGUCGUUUUUGGCCACAACUCCUGCUUUUACCCAUACUGAUUUCUUGGACUCCCCUGUUCUCUUCUCUGCUUCUAAUCUGCUUGCUUCUCCUACAACCGGAGCUUUUGCUGGUCAAACUUUCAACUGGAGGAGCAAUUCUGGAGACGAUGACCAACAGACCAUCAAGAGAGAAGAUAAUAGCUUUGGUGAUUUCUCCUUCCAGACCCAACCAAAGCCUAAUUCAACAACAUCAUCAUCACCCAUCUUUCAAUCUUCUUCCAACGUUGUCUCUAUGGAGGAAUCAAUUAAAAAACAAGAAGAGAUAUGGAAUUUUGAUAAAUCCACAAAGCAGCAGCAGCAUGAUUUCUCGUUGGGGAAGACUGGAGCAAAAUCAGAUUUUGCUCCACUUGAGUGCUUCUCCACGGAGAUCAAUCCUUUCCAAUCCAGCAAUGCCGGUGCUCAGUCCAGUUUCAGCCAAUACAAUAGUCAACCAUGUCAGUAUGUGAGAGAGCAAAGGAGAGCAGAAGAUGGGUAUAACUGGAGAAAAUAUGGACAGAAACAAGUGAAAGGAAGUGAGAAUCCUCGCAGUUACUAUAAGUGUACUUUCCCAAAUUGCCCAACAAAAAAGAAAGUUGAGAGAUCUUUGGAUGGUCAAAUAACUGAAAUAGUAUAUAAAGGAAGUCAUAAUCAUCCUAAACCUCAAGCCAGAAGAUCCUCCUCUCAUUCAAUAUGCAAUAACUCUGAAAUUUCUGAUCAGUCAGGCAGCUUGCUAGACACUCAUCAGACUGAUUCUUUCAUGAUACGCGACGAUACUUCAGGUUCAAUGGGGGAGGAUGAUUUGGAGCAAGGAUCACCGAUGAGUAACCUGGGAGGAGAGGACGAUGACACAGAACCUGAGGCCAAAAGAUGGAAGGGAGAUAUGGAAAAUGAGGGCAUCAUUGGCACUGGAAGCAGAACAGUGAGAGAGCCAAGAAUUGUUGUUCAGACGACAAGUGAUAUUGACAUACUUGAUGAUGGGUAUAGAUGGAGGAAGUACGGACAGAAAGUAGUUAAAGGAAAUCCUAAUCCAAGGAGCUAUUAUAAAUGUACAACAGUAGGAUGUCCAGUGAGGAAACAUGUAGAGCGAGCGUCGCAAGACGUGAGAGCUGUGAUCACCACUUAUGAAGGGAAGCACAACCAUGACGUUCCAGCUGCUCGUGGCAGCAGCUAUACGUUGAACAGACCUUCGAUAAAUGGCAGCAACAGCAGCAGCAUGGUGAUGCCAAUCAGGCCUUUUGUUGUUGCCACUCACUCAAACAACCACCUAAAUUACCCCAACUCCCUUCAGAGUGCGAGGCCAGCAACUCAAGCACCAACCACGUUUGAAAUUCUGCAGAAUGCUGUAAAUUUUGGAUUUUCAGGAUUUGGGAAGCCAGCAGGGUCAUUCAUGAAUCAAUCGCAACAAUCAGCAGCGGUGUUCCCCAGGGCUAAGGAAGAACCCAGGGAUGACGACUCCUUUCUCGAUUCAUUCCUAUCCUGAAGCAAAAGUGGAAACAUUGGAAGUCAUCAAGCACAUUUAGUGUAUAUCCCUUGACUGAUAUAAAUUAAAUUAGUUAAAUUUUUUCAUUGUUUUUAGGCUCUUCUGAUCUUGGCAGACUUGGCCUCAUGACAUUCAUCUUUGUGUUAGAUUCUAAGGUUUACAGCUUAGGAAUUGAAUUUAGAGUUCAAUAAAGAUUUUCAUAAAGUUGUAACA
This is a messenger RNA of Carica papaya (papaya), 2033 nucleotides long. RefSeq names its product WRKY DNA-binding protein 33 (gene WRKY33). Gene Ontology annotation, molecular function: sequence-specific DNA binding; DNA-binding transcription factor activity. NCBI's taxonomy places the organism in Eukaryota, Viridiplantae, Streptophyta, Magnoliopsida, Brassicales, Caricaceae. The record is from RefSeq and is a predicted model, not a curated record. Gene Ontology annotation, biological process: regulation of DNA-templated transcription.